CUGCACUUGUACUGCAGGUGGCCUGUUUGCAGCGUAAAAGGCACUCCCUGAGCACUGCCCCAUCUCAGUCAUGCAGGGACUCAGAGAGGCCCUGUGCUCUGCCAUCACUGAGAUAAAGUCUGUCAAAGAAGAGAACAAGGCUCUGAAGGAGGGGACGGGCCAGCAGAUGGAGAAGCUCCUUGAGCAGAAGCAGUUAAUGCGAGGUGCUCAAGAGGAGGUGAAAAUGAAAGAGGAAGAGGAGAAGGAAAGGAAAGAAAAAGAAGCAGAAAGGGAAGGUUAUAAAAGAAAAGAAGGAGAACAAACAAAAUGAGAACGUAAAAUAUGUAAAACUGAACAGUCUUGGUUUAAUUACAUAGUAAGAAACUGGUAAGACUGUGGAAAGAAGCCACACUUUC
Messenger RNA from Larimichthys crocea (large yellow croaker), 395 nucleotides. Its product is annotated as stress response protein NST1-like. The transcript has 2 exons. NCBI's taxonomy places the organism in Eukaryota, Metazoa, Chordata, Actinopteri, Sciaenidae. The coding region runs from base 71 to 310 and encodes 79 amino acids. The record is from RefSeq and is a predicted model, not a curated record.